CGCUCUCCUGCGCCGGAAAUGUCAAGUCUCGGGAUUCGCCGAGUGCUGAUGUGGUCCAAGAGAUUUCACGCAUCCAGAUUCGUGGUUCGGUGUUCGGUGUUUUAAAUGCAGUGACACGGAGACUGAGAGAAGAGGCGACACACGGAAGUUCAUGUGAAGAGCGAACAGCUGCAGCAGCGGGUCACAGAGAGAAUGGCGCCCAAAGGGAAAGUCGGCACGAAGGGAAAGAAGCAGAUCUACGAGGAGAAUGAGGCCACUCUGAAGUUCUACACAAGAGUCAUCCUCGGAGCUAACGCGAUACACAUUACCGUAAAUCUUUUGGUUUUCUACAGUUCAUCUACCUUUUGGACAUGGCUGCUGCUCAUGUUUGCACUAGCCGUAUAUGUCGGGUGUUACCGCUCCAUGACUAUGAUGGCCAAGCCAGCAUUUGCUGAGGAUGGAAGUCUCCUGGACGGGGGAAUCGACCUAAACAUGGAGCAGGGAAUGGCAGAGCACCUGAAGGACGUGGUCCUGCUCACAGCCAUCGUUCAAGUGCUCAGCAUAAUCUCCUCUUAUUUCUGGUACCUCUGGCUGCUGGCCCCGGCUCGAGCCAUGCACCUGCUCUGGGUGAACUUCUUGGGCCCCUGGUUCAUGGCAGACAACCCAGCAGCGCCAGAGGAAGUGAACGAGAAGAAGCAGAGGAGACAAGAGCGCAGACAGCAGAAGAGAUUCUGAUGGUGCAGAGCAGACGGAGCAGUAUUUUUAUACACAGAAUCGAAUAUACCGAUAGGAACUCAUAAGUUAUUCAGGAUGACAUUUUGUGAUUAAAUUAAAACUCAAUCCGAAUCUGAUCGAGUGGAAUCUUGUUUUCCAUGUUUUCUUCCCACUUUCUCUUCUAAUCCAAUCUUCUCCUUAAAUUAUGAAAUGAAAUGUUCCCUGUUUGGAUUAAGUCACUGUCUGAAUAUCAUUUGUCCUCAUGCGGAGAUUUAAGAGCUUUUGUGUUGUACGGUCCCGUUACACUGCCCCCUGAGGAUCUCCUUUCUCCUACACCCUGUAUACCUCCAAUAACCCAAAUGAGUCCAAACUGACUUUUUUCCUUCAGUGCCACUUUUUUCAUUGUGCAUCUUUGUAUUUUUUAUUCUCUGGUCCGACAGAAGUCAUCGACCCUUCGUUUCACAACUGAGCGAUUUCAUUCUUGAGCUGGUAAAAUCCACUGGUUAUAAUCAAGUUUUUACUGGGAACAUUUUUGCAAUAAAAAUCUGUAUCACAAUGUC
Messenger RNA from Platichthys flesus (European flounder), 1253 nucleotides. RefSeq names its product transmembrane protein 208 (gene tmem208). Lineage: Eukaryota; Metazoa; Chordata; Actinopteri; Pleuronectiformes; Pleuronectidae. The coding region runs from base 193 to 714 and encodes 173 amino acids. Gene Ontology annotation, biological process: vacuolar protein processing. The record is from RefSeq and is a predicted model, not a curated record. The transcript is spliced from 6 exons. Gene Ontology annotation, cellular component: intracellular membrane-bounded organelle.